Alternaria burnsii is the source of this 3264-nucleotide messenger RNA. Its product is annotated as 2-methylcitrate dehydratase. Bases 1 to 3264 code for a protein of 1087 amino acids. Gene Ontology annotation, cellular component: mitochondrion. Gene Ontology annotation, molecular function: 2 iron, 2 sulfur cluster binding; 2-methylcitrate dehydratase activity. The record is from RefSeq and is a predicted model, not a curated record. The transcript has 11 exons. Lineage: Eukaryota; Fungi; Ascomycota; Dothideomycetes; Pleosporales; Pleosporaceae.
AUGGCGUCCCUCAAGAGCUCCGUGCCACAGACGCUGAGCAAGCGCGAGUACGACCCUGAGAUCAAGGACAUGGCCAGCUAUAUCCACAACACCCCAGUCGACUCGGAGCUUGCGUUCGAUACCGCCCGCUGGGUCUUCGUUGACACGCUUGGCUGCGGUCUGGAGGGGCUGCGCUUCGAGCAGUGCAGGAAGAUCCUCGGUCCUGUUGUGGAAGGCACGACCGUACCCAAUGGCUGCAAGGUACCUGGUACCAACUAUCAGAUGGACCCCGUCAACGGUGCCUUCAACAUUGGCGCCAUGAUCCGAUGGCUCGACUUCAAUGACUGCUGGCUCGCUGCCGAGUGGGGCCACCCCUCAGACAACCUGGGGGCGAUCCUCGCAACUGCCGACUGGAUCACACGAACAAACAAGGCUGGAGGCAAUCUCGGCAAUGGCAAGAUCUUCAAGGUCAGAGAUGUCCUUGAGGCAAUGAUCAGGGCACACGAGAUCCAGGGCUGCAUGGCUCUAGAGAACUCGUUCAACAAAGUCGGUCUGGACCACGUCAUUCUGGUCAAGCUGGCUUCCACAGCUGUCGUGUCCAAGAUGAUGGGCCUCAGUGAGGCUCAGACACGUGACGCCAUCUCGCAAGCCUUCGUUGAUGGCCAAUCCAUGCGUACCUACAGGCACUCGCCCAACACCAUGUCGCGCAAGUCCUGGGCUGCUGGUGAUGCUUGCCAGACGGCCGUCAACCUCGUGCUGAAGGUUAUGAAGGGCGAGCAGGGUCUUCCCACUGUUCUCUCAGCGCCUACUUGGGGCUUCUACGACGUCAACUUUGGCGGCAAGCCCUUCCAGUUCCAGAGAGGUUAUGGCAGCUAUGUCAUGGAGAACGUUCUCUUCAAGGUCUCUUAUCCGGCUGAGUUCCACUCCCAGACCGCCGUCGAAGCUGCGCAACGCCUCAACAAGAAGUUGGCCGCAAUGGGCAAGAGCGCCAAAGACAUCGAGGGUGUCGUGAACCGUACCCACGAGGCCUGCAUUCGCAUCAUCGAUAAGCAAUUCAAGCCUAUGGAGAACUUUGCUGACCGCGAUCACUGCGUUCAAUACAUGGUCUCCACCAUGUUUGUGUUCAACCGCCUUGAAGCCACUGACUACCCAGAUGAUAGUGAAGCCGCUACAUCGGAACUCGUCGAGUCUCUCCGACAGCGCAUUAGCUGUGUGGAGGACCCGCAAUUCACCAAGGACUACCACGACCCUGAGAAGCGCACCAUCUCCAACGCGCUGACCGUAACACUCAAGGAUGGAACCGUGCUGGAAGAAGAGGUUGUUGAGGCUCCUCUUGGCCACCGGUUGCGACGUGAAGAAGCAAAGCCUGAAAUCCUCGCCAAGUACAAGAGGCAUCUCGGCCCGCACUACCCGUCGCAACACGUUGACAAGCUUGUCGCAUUGGCGCAAGACAGCAAGACGCUCGAUAACAUGGACAUCGACGAAUACGUCGAUCUUGCGCCUCAUGGCCGUGUCCUCAAUAAGUACUUCUUGAGAGCUCCUAAUCUAGCCUGUGCUCAUUACCAAUCUUUCUUUGCUGAACCCUCGUACAUCGUUUAUCAACCCUCUGCGGAAGUCACCCGUCCAUCACCCCUGCCUUCCCGUCUUUCGCGCCUACAUCUCUGGACCCUGGUGCAGUUAUCGCCUAUCAACGACAUGUCAACCACAUCGAGAACCGCCCUUACUGGCGGCAACAGCGCUGACUCGCUCGACGAUGCGGAAAAGGGCAUGUACGAUAGUACGUUGGAGUUGACGGCACCAGGCUUCGUGUACAUGGAGCAAAAAAGGCCGAUACACAUUGUUACAUCGUUACUGCCCGCUUCUCCCGUCCACCAAGGCAUAACACCAUGCACGAGUGUACCGGAACUGUCAUUGUCUCUGCCAUCAGGACGAAAACCUACCGAUGCCGCUGAACUAGACACCACCGUGAAGAAGCCAGCUGGGGAGAAACCUCAAAAGCCAAAGAUCAGCCGAUGGAUCCUGUUCGAUCUUUGGUUCAACACAUACAGAAAGUUCUUCACGUUCGUCACAUUGCUCAACCUCACGGGAAUCAUCUUGUCCGCCUGCGGUCGCUUCAAGUACGCCGAGGAACACCUCGGCGCUUUAGUACUGGGUAAUCUCCUUUGUGCUAUUCUGAUGAGGAAUGAACUAUGGAUGCGUUUCUUAUACUUGGUCGCCAUAUAUGGGUUGGGAUGGGCACCUGUAUGCGUCAAGCUCGCUGCGACAUCUGUCCUACAACAUGUUGGAGGCAUACAUUCUGGAUGCGCGUUGUCUGGUGCUGCCUGGCUCGUCUACAAGUGUGUCGACAUCAUUCGAUAUCGUGCCGUACAACAUCCUGCCGUGAUUGCGAGUGGAAUCAUCACCAACUUUUUCAUCAUCGUCUCGGUGUUGAGUGCCUUUCCUUGGGUCCGCAACACCUAUCACAACGUGUUCGAGAAGCACCACCGAUUUGUUGGAUGGCUAGGCCUCGCAAUGACGUGGGUGUUUGUUAUCAUGGGCAAUACCUACGACAUCAAGCGCGGCGAGUGGAGGACCACCGCUCACAGCCUACUCAGCGCACAGGAGCUCUGGUUCGCUGUCUUCAUGACUAUCUUUGUCCUCAUCCCAUGGGUUACCCUUAGGGAGGUAUCAGUCGAAGUUGAGAUCCCUUCACCCAAGGUCGCUGUCCUCAAAUUUGAGCGUGGCAUGCAGCAAGGCCUCUUAGGACGAAUCAGCCGCACAUCCAUCAUGGAGUACCACGCCUUUGGUAUCAUCAGCGAGGGACGCGAUGCCACCCACCACUACAUGAUCUGCGGUGUUCAAGGAGACUUCACAAAGAACCUCGUCGUCAACCCACCGAAGACUGUUUGGACGCGAGAGCUUAAGUUUGCUGGCGUAGGUCACGCCUCCGCAAUGUUCAAGCGCGGCAUUCGCAUAUGUACCGGUACUGGCAUCGGUGCUGCACUCUCCACUUGCAUCCAAUCACCUAACUGGUUUCUCAUCUGGAUCGGUUCCGACCAAGAGCGCACUUUCGGUCCUACAGUCACAGGCCUGAUUCACAAGCACAUCGAGCCUGAACGCAUGAUUCUCUGGGACAGCAAGAAGAGAGGUGGACGCCCUGAUACAAUGGAGCUACUAAGAGAUACGUGGAAAAGAUUCGGCGCGGAAGUCAUCUUCAUCACGAGUAACAGCCAGGGCAACGAUGAGAUGAUGCAGGGGUGUGCUAAGGAGGGUAUGCACGCUUUUGGUACCCUUUGGGACUUUUAG